AAACCGUCAAAUCCAACGCUUUGUUUUCCAAAGCUACGAGCUUAGCCUUAAUCGAUCUUUUGUGUCAAGUUGAGGGGCAAAAUAAACCUUUGUUAUCAACGGACCCUUCAGCAAACUGACUAAACGGCAUCGUAUUACAAACAGCAGUUGGAGAUUUGUUUCACAAUUUUCAGAUUGAAAACCCUAUUUUUUUUCAUUAAAAUAAAAAGACGAUUACAAUGGCAUACACUUUAAAGUUACUUAAUCAGACAGUUAAGUUACCGUUAUCUUCAGUUGAUUAUUUGUACUGUUCUUCGUCAAUCUGUAAAACCCGAUUAGUAAAUGGUAAAUAUGAGCUUACAAGAACACUGAUAAAGCAGCUUAAACCUACAAUGGCGAUGCACUGUCCAUUCUCAAAAUUACUGCACUCAGAAAGUAUCCGUAAUAUACUAAAGUUAUCAGGAAGGACAUUGAGUUUCAGACGAUUACUAGGUGUGUCAUUUGUUAUAGGAUCCGUAGGCUCUUAUAAUCAGGUUGCAUAUGCAAUGGAGGGGCAAGAUAUAUUGGUGGAUGAUAGAGAUUAUUCGGUUGGCUUAACAAAUGUGGAAAAAUAUUGUCCUUUGAUUUGGAUAUUUGUCAAAAAAUUAUGGCUUCCUGCUUUUUUCUUGCUCACUGUUCUCACGAAUUGGAAUCAUCCUAUUAUGCUCCUUACUAAAGCUCUCCUUUUUCUGUUUACCACCAAGCCUAGCCCUUUAUCAGUUUAUGUAUUUGUUGAACAGUUGUGCCAGCGAUCCAUGCGUGAAAAACCAUACUUGUGCUUGAUAAAGUCAUUAUAUGCCAACAAAGUGGAAGUUGAAGACUUCAAACUUUUCUGCCUUGCCACAGUUGAAGUAAAAGACCAGAAGGUUACUUUAAUAGGUGUUCUCGGAGGUUGGUGGACUUUGCCAUUGUCAUGGAGACAUAUGUCUGUGUUUUGGGACGGUGCUCUUCAUUGAGAAAGGAAGAGGUAGAUUUAACUAUUUUUCAUGAUAAUUUGCGUUUAAUCUUAGAAAAGAAUGAAUGAGAUACAUCGACAUAUAGGAAUUUCCUUUAGAGCAAAUAUAUGAAACCCAUGAUCCUGAAAUCUUGUUUGUUUGUCUGCAAGUGCAUAAUAGAGUUUGUCAACUUUCUUCAGGUUUCUAAUUUUAUUUUUUCUGGACAAAAAAUUAAUACACUGAGAUCCCAGUUUUCCAUCUGACACGACGGAACAACUUUUAUGUCCGGUAGGUUAUCACAUUGUUUAUCGGGCUGAGGUAGAUGUUCUUUUGUCUUGAAUUUGGGAUAAAUAAUGUUACUGACUUGCAGCCAUUUACUCUUCACGAGUCUCCCUCAAUUCCUUGAAAACUUACAAGUCGGAGUAGAGAAUAAGUGAUAUUAGUCGAUGCGUCUUGUUGAAAUUUCAUGCUCCAGCAAUUCAUUUCUUUCCGAGUCUUGUACCAGCAAGUGGUAAUCUCCGUCAUCUUCGACGGCUGAAAUGGUAUAGGCAGAGGGACCGCAGAACAUACCGCCAGAUUGAGGGAAGUAGAUUAAGGUGACAGGAAGAGUGCAUAGAAUCAUCAUAACUCCCAUCAGAGAAAUACUUGUUUGCUUUGAGAAUCUUGAGCCUGAAAAUAAUAGUAACUGAGUCACUACUGCCCCCACAGUUCCUCCACUCCCAGUCAUUCCUGAGAUUACUCCAAGCGACCUGCAAUCACAUAUUUAUGUGUAAUUGUCAUUAAACCUUCAAACCGAGUGUCUUGAUAAUCCUAUUUAAUUCAAAGAAAAUGUUUUAAUCUUUA
Molecule: messenger RNA, 1796 nt
Organism: Mercurialis annua (annual mercury)
Lineage: Eukaryota; Viridiplantae; Streptophyta; Magnoliopsida; Malpighiales; Euphorbiaceae
Exons: 6
Coding region: 219-974 (251 amino acids)
Source: RefSeq, a predicted model, not a curated record